CGAAAGCUAGAUCAGAUAAUUGCACGAUCCAAUUCCAUACUCAUCCAAAACACCCCAUCGUGCCACCGCAUCCAAAUCCAAUAAACGAGAAAAACAUUAUUGUUUGUGUUGUGUUGUGUAACUCUAUCUGACGGCCACGCUUCAUCACAACGCCAAUUCAACGCCACAAACACAAACACCCCUGGUGGUGUUUUCCACAUUUCUACGCUAUUCAUUCUAUCCAAUUUUAAAUAACAAUAUAAACGAAAAAAAAAAAACAAGAUAAACAACAAACACGGAAGAGCGGUUUUGUUCGGUUAAGGCACCAAACUCUAGAAUACAAGAACCUAUGCUUCAUAUCAUAAAUAAUCAACAUUAAAUUUAAAUAUUCAUUUCAUUUCUGCUACGAAGAUCCUAGAAAAUGUCGAAGCGUAUUUGGAUCGGGGAUUAGUAUUUCUAGGGUUUUGCUGCUUCCUAUUCAGAUUCGGAUUCCAUCGGAAAUGUCCGAAGCUAAUUCAACGCCCCGAAGCUCCGCUUAUCUCGUCGCUCUCUCUCAAGCGAUCCACAAGAAGCUCCAGCGGGCGCUGGCUAAUUCCUCUCAAAGGCGCAAUUUGUUGCAGGAGCUGUUUGCAGACAUAGCUUUAGAAGUGGAUGACCGAGCCAAAGAUGUAAUUGUCAACAAGGAAGAAGAUAUCAUUUCUCCUGCGGAGGAUGUCAAUGAUGGUCUGUUAUGUUUCUAUGAUGUGCUUGCUGAUUAUUUUGUGCGAGUGCCUGAUAGUGGAAAACCUAUCCUUGACUUGAUUGUCCAACUCUGGAGCCAAUCAUUUGCUUCACAUAUAUUUGCCCUCCUGUUUCACAAAUGGUUAUUUGAAGCUCAUCUUGAUGAUCACGAAGUUCUCCUCCGGUAUUCAUCUGCUCUGGUUCAAGGCGCCACAAAUGUUUUCUGGAUUGACAUACAAACAAAUACAAGGCGAUUCCAGUCUCUAUUCCGUUACCUUUUGGCAGAUGUUGCAUUAGACCACACUCGAUUGAAUAAAAUUCCUGUCCAGGCUCAGCGAGAUAUGUAUCUUAUGCUCUCGAGAUUCAUUCUAUUUUACAACUCAGCUGACAAAAUAGAUAGCUUCUUGAAACAAUGUCCUGUUUUCCCAACUGCUUUCUUUGUUGGCAGUCCAGCAGAUAUAUUUGUCACUGAACUCACUGAUCAGCUUCUAAAGUUAAAGGUGGAACCGGUGCUGCUUCAUUACCUUUCAGAAAUUAAGGUCCUUCAGGGCAUGGAAUUGAGAAUGACUACAAGUACGCGAUUGAAAAGUUGUCUAUAUAGCUUUACUUCUCCUGGUGGUCCAAUGUAUCCCACUAGAGCUGUUCGUCAUGCUGCCUGGGAAGCAUUAGAUUUGCUCUUUCCGGUGGGACGUUACCCUCGGCAUCUGAUAAGCUUGUUCUUCAGGUUGCUGUAUCCGUGGUAUUGGCCCUCAUCCUGUUGGAACUUUACGAUUUCUUGCAUACAGGCAAUCUUUUACUCCUUGCUGAGGCUGGUAUUUUCUACGUGGGAAAAGAUUGCCAAGCCAAAAUCACCAUAGAUUCCCACUUUUGAGAGUAUUUUAUAUACAUCAUAGAAAUAUCGCAUCAUCUCUUGCCAGCCAGCGUGAGUGCCUAGCGCAGUGACCCUCUGAUUAUUUUUGUUGUCGCGAGGGGCUAUUUGUGUACAAACAAGCUUGUUAAUGUUAUGUAUAUUUUGUUCG
This is a messenger RNA of Gastrolobium bilobum, 1718 nucleotides long. RefSeq lists its product as uncharacterized. Bases 480 to 1556 code for a protein of 358 amino acids. The transcript is spliced from 11 exons. NCBI's taxonomy places the organism in Eukaryota, Viridiplantae, Streptophyta, Magnoliopsida, Fabales, Fabaceae. The record is from RefSeq and is a predicted model, not a curated record.